UCUCAUUUGAUGAUCGGUAGUCCAUCGAUUUAAUGUCGCCUCUUAAUUUCUCAAUUAAGGCUUGCAUUUAAACGGUUUAGCCUUUCUGGUGUAAAAUUUCAUGUUUGUUGACUUUUGGGGAAGGCUAUACUAGUGCAAAUGCAGGCUCUCUCUUUUUCAAUCAGAGCUAAAUCGGUUUGGAUCCUACUUUUUCGUUCGGUUUCAAAAGAACCAGGUCACGAUAGUGUUCAAUGGCAGGAAGUGUGAGUGUUCAAAGUGUAAAUGGAUCAUCAGCCAAGAACAGAUCACUCAGAGCUCAAGCCUCUGAAGGUGAUCUUGAAACUGCCAAAAUCCAAGUGAAAUCAUCUGGGAACGUCUAUCCAUAUGUUGGUAUUGCUUGUUUAGGGGCCUUUCUGUUUGGAUAUCAUCUGGGGGUCGUAAAUGGAGCUUUAGAGUACCUCUCCAAGGAUCUUGGGAUUACUGAGAACACAGUGUUACAAGGCUGGGUUGUUAGCGCACUGCUUGCUGGUGCAACUAUUGGUUCUUUUACUGGAGGUUUGCUGGCUGAUAAAAUUGGGCGAACUAAAACUUUUAUGCUGGAUGUAAUUCCACUUGCAGCAGGGGUAUUUCUUAGUGGCAUAGCAAAAAGUGUAGAGACAAUGAUACUUGGUCGUGUGCUUACUGGAGUUGGAAUAGGCAUAUCAUCAGCUAUUGUGCCGCUUUACAUUUCCGAGAUCUCACCCACUGAAAUUCGUGGCACUCUUGGAUCUGUCAAUCAGUUAUCCAUAUGCAUUGGGAUCCUAGCAGCAUUGGUGGCUGGACUGCCUCUGGCAGGGAAUCCGUUGUGGUGGAGGACAAUGUUUACUAUUGCACUUGUUCCAUCUGUACUAUUGGCAGUAGGAAUGGCCUUUUCUCCUGAAAGUCCUCGAUGGCUUUAUCAGCAAGGGAGAAUUGCUGAAGCGGAAGUGUCCAUAAAGAGGCUAUUUGGGAAGGAAAGAGUUGCUGAGGUUAUGGGUGAUCUGGAUGCAGCAGGUCGAGAUUCCUCUGAACCAGAAGCUGGAUGGCUCGAUCUUUUUAGCAACCGCUACCGAAAAGUUGUGAGUGUUGGUGCAGCUCUCUUCUUGUUUCAGCAGUUUGCUGGGAUCAAUGCUGUUGUUUACUACUCUACUUCGGUAUUCCGAACAGCUGGUAUUAAAUCUGAUGUUGCUGCCAGUGCUCUAGUUGGCGUUGCAAAUGUUAUUGGCUCAACUGUUGCAAUCUCGUUGAUGGAUAAACAAGGAAGGAAGAGUCUUUUAAUUACAAGUUUUGCAGGAAUGAGGAACUACUGUCGACAUUACUCCUAUAAGUUUGUUGCAUUCUGGUCUCGUAAUGUGCUUCAUUUAUGUGUUUCCGUUUCUCUUCUUUCAAAGGGUGCUUCUAUGCUGCUGCUUUCCCUGACUUUCAGUUGGAAGGCUUUGACACCUUACUCGGGCACACUUGCUGUACUUGGCACUGUCCUUUAUGUGCUGUCGUUCUCUCUUGGCGCUGGUCCAGUCCCUGCUCUGCUACUUCCUGAGAUAUUUGCCUCAAGAAUCCGAGCAAAAGCAAUGGCUUUAUCUCUGGGAACGCAUUGGAUAUCGAAUUUCGUGAUCGGGUUGUACUUCUUGAGCAUUGUGAAUAGAUUCGGCCUGAGUACAGUAUACCUGGGAUUUGGUAGCGUCUGCAUUCUAGCAAUUAUGUACGUAAGUGGUAACGUGGUGGAAACCAAGGGCCGAUCUUUGGAGGAAAUAGAACUUGCUCUCGCUUAACCAGCUUCUUGAACAUACACUUAAUUGAGUGUUCAUUGGAAUGUAAUGAGCUCAGUUCUAUGUAGACAAUUCUCACAAUAAUUUGAUAUGAAUAUGAGAUGGCCUAUUUUUAUCUGUCA
This is a messenger RNA of Salvia hispanica, 1885 nucleotides long. RefSeq names its product plastidic glucose transporter 4-like. The record is from RefSeq and is a predicted model, not a curated record. Gene Ontology annotation, molecular function: carbohydrate:proton symporter activity. NCBI's taxonomy places the organism in Eukaryota, Viridiplantae, Streptophyta, Magnoliopsida, Lamiales, Lamiaceae. Gene Ontology annotation, cellular component: membrane. Gene Ontology annotation, biological process: carbohydrate transport; transmembrane transport.